Prinia subflava (tawny-flanked prinia) is the source of this 6982-nucleotide messenger RNA. It is a transcript of the gene AAK1, whose product is annotated as AP2 associated kinase 1. The record is from RefSeq and is a predicted model, not a curated record. Gene Ontology annotation, biological process: protein phosphorylation. Bases 393 to 4247 code for a protein of 1284 amino acids. NCBI's taxonomy places the organism in Eukaryota, Metazoa, Chordata, Aves, Passeriformes, Cisticolidae. The transcript has 22 exons. Gene Ontology annotation, molecular function: ATP binding; protein kinase activity.
CGGGGGCGGUGCUCCUGACGGCAGCCGGGACUUCCUGUGACGGCCCAUUUCCUGGUCGGAUGGGGCCGGCGGGGGGCGGCGGCGGGGUUGGUCCGUGUCCCUGACGGGCUCGGUGGCUACCGGUGACGCCGCCAGGCAGCGAUGCGGGCCCCGGGCCCUGCCGGCAGCCGGCCCCCGCCGUGACCCGGUGGGGCUGCGCACGCCGGCCCCGCGGGGUGCAUGGAGGCGCCCGCCGCCCUCUGCGAGGUGUGAGUUCCCGGGGAACAGCGCGGCUCGGCCCCGCCAGGCGAGCGGCCCCGAGCCCCCCUCAGCGGCUGCGGCAGGAGCCAGGAGGGGCUCGGGACCUGACACCGGCAUCACCCCCAUCGCCGGCGGCUGCCGCCUCCUGAGACAUGAAGAAGUUCUUCGACUCGCGCCGGGAGCAGGGCAGCUCCGGGCCCGGGUCGGGCACCAGCGGCGGCGGCGGCGGCAGCAGCGGCCCGGGCAGCGGCUACGUCGGCCGGGUCUUCAGCAUCGGCCGGCACCAGGUCACUGUGGACGAGGUGCUGGCGGAAGGUGGCUUUGCAAUCGUGUUCCUGGUGAGGACAAGCAAUGGGGUGAAGUGUGCCCUGAAGAGGAUGUACGUCAAUAAUGAGUAUGACCUGCAGGUCUGCAAGAGAGAGAUCCAGAUCAUGCGGGAUCUGUCUGGCCACAAGAACAUUGUGGGCUACAUCGACUCCAGCAUCAACUCUGUCAGCAGCGGGGACGUGUGGGAAGUGCUGAUCCUCAUGGACUUCUGCCGGGGGGGGCAGGUUGUGAACCUGAUGAACCAGCGCCUGCAGACCGGCUUCACGGAGAGCGAGGUCCUGCAGAUCUUCUGUGACACCUGCGAGGCCGUGGCCAGGCUGCACCAGUGCAAGACUCCCAUCAUCCACAGGGAUCUGAAGGUUGAAAACAUCCUGCUGCAUGACCGUGGCCACUACGUCUUGUGUGACUUUGGAAGUGCAACUAACAAAUUCCAGAACCCUCAAGCAGAAGGAGUGAAUGCAGUUGAGGAGGAGAUCAAGAAGUACACAACGUUAUCCUAUAGAGCACCAGAGAUGGUGAACCUGUAUAGCGGCAAACUCAUCACUACAAAAGCAGACAUUUGGGCCCUGGGCUGUUUGCUGUACAAGCUGUGUUACUUCACCUUGCCCUUUGGGGAGAGCCAGGUGGCCAUUUGUGAUGGCAACUUCACCAUUCCAGACAACUCCCGGCACUCCCAGGACAUGCACUGCCUCAUCCGGUACAUGCUUGAGCCAGACCCUGAUAAGAGACCUGACAUUUAUCAGGUCUCCUACUUUGCAUUCAAACUGGCCAAGAAGGAGUGCCCGGUGCAGAAUGUCCAGAACUCUCCAAUCCCUGCUAAACUCCCAGACCCAGUUAAAGCAAGUGAAGCUGCUGCAAAGAAGAGUCAGCCAAAGGCCAGGCUCACAGACCCCAUCCCUACAACAGAAACAUCUAUAGCACCCCGCCAGAGACCUAAAGCAGGACAGACCCAGCCCAACCCUGGAAUUCUGCCUAUCCAGCCAGCCCUGACGCCCAGGAAGAGAGCCACAGUCCAGGCAGCCAUUCAGCCACAGGUUGCAGGUCCAGCUGCCCUGGGCAGUGCCCAGCCCUCACUCCCUGCCAGCACCCCCCAGCCAAAAGCAGCCCCCCAGCAGCCUCCAGCCCAGCCCCAGGUCAAGCCAGCAGCAGCACCCCAGGCACAGCCCCAGGUCCCCUCGACACAGCCCCAGGCCACCCCUCAGCAUCAGCAGCAGCUUUUCCUGAAGCAGCAGCUCCUGCAGCAGCAGCAGCAGCAGCAGCAGCAGCAGCAACAGCAGGCUGCCUACUUCCAGCAGCAGCAGCAGCAGAUGAUGCAGGCACAGCAGUUCCCAGUGAUGCAACAAGGAGCACCCGUGCAGCAGCAGCUGAUGCAGAACUACUACCAGCAGCAGCAGCAGCAGCAGCAGCAGCAGCUGAUGGCCCAGCAGGCAACUAUGCAGCAGAAGACCACAGCAGCAGCAGCUCAGCAGAAGCAGCAGCCCCUGGCACCAACGCAGCCCCAGGCCCAGCCGAGCGCGGCACCGCCGGCGCAGCCGCAGGAGCAGGGGGCGCAGGCUCCAGCGAGGCAGCAGCAGGCUCAGGGCACGGCGCAGGGGCAGAAGCUGGGCUCGCUCACGCCUCCGUCCUCGCCUAAGGCGCAGCGCGCGGGGCACCGCCGCAUCCUCAGCGACGUCACCCACAGCGCCGUGUUCGGCGUGCCCGCCAGCAAAUCCACCCAGCUGCUGCAGGCCGCCGCCGCCGAGGCCAGCCUCAACAAGUCCAAAUCUGCAUCCACCACACCCUCGGGCUCACCAAGGACCUCGCAGCAGAAUGUCUACAACCCUCCCGACCUGUCCACGUGGAACCCCUUUGAUGAUGACAACUUCUCCAAGCUCACAGCUGAGGAGCUGCUGAACAAGGACUUUGCAAAGCUGGGGGAUGGGAAAGCUCCAGAAAAGGCAGGCAGUUCCACAGAGAACCUGAUGCCGGGUUUCCAGCCGGCUGUAUCCACAGCCCCGGCAGAUGCGUUUGGUGGCUCCUCCUUCACUGCUGGGCCAGCUGAAAAAACGAAAGACAUUCUGAGUUUGGACUCUAGCCCUCCUCUCCUGACUGUGCCUGAUCCUUUCAUUCCUCUCCCGUUAUCUGACACGCCAGAAAAACUGAUUGAGGGACUCAAAUCUCCCGAGCCUGCGCUCCUGCUCCCCGAGCUCCUGCCUCUGGCUGACCCCUUCGGCAGCACGUCAGAUGCUGUCAAUGGAAAAGCUGACAUAGCUGUGGAGAGCCUCAUCCCGGGGCUGGAGGCGCCGCUGCCCCAGCGCCUCGUGUCCCAGAGCGAGUCGGUGGCCUCCAACAGAACAGACUCUCUCACUGGGGAAGACUCUCUGCUUGACUGUUCUCUGCUCUCUAACCCUGCUGCUGACCUCCUGGAUGAGUUUGCUCCCGUAGCUUUCGCAGCUCAGCCUCACAAAGAAGAUACUAACCUGAUAUCAGGCUUUGAUGCUCCUGAGGGCUCUGAAAAAGUGACAGAAGAUGAGUUUGACCCAAUUCCAGUGUUGAUAUCCAAAAAUUCACAAGGUCUGCAGAGGGAUCUGGGCCAGUUCCCAGCUGUAGCUCUUGAGCUCUGUAAAGGAGAUUCUCGCAGUGAUGGAUUCGCUUUGUACAAGCGUCAGCCCGAGAUGCUGGAUGUGAAAGUGCAGCACAACUCAGAGCCAGAGUACUUGGCCAGAGAUGGUCCUUCAAGCAACAGCUCCUUCUACAGCAGUGAAGGAGAGGGCACAGACCAUGAGGGAGAUAUUCUGGAUUGCAGCGGGUCCAGGCCUUUACUUAUGGAUUCAGAAGAGGAGGAGGAGACAGGCAAGUUGUGCCCAGGGUUCCUGCAGCCUGUGCCCAGGCAUGAGGACUCCAAAGAAGAUCCCCAGUCCCAGGCCAGAGGAGGGAAGAUGCUGUUCCCGGCCUUCCAGUCGCACACUGGGGAGGUUUUUAACGAACCGGAUGUGUUUGCCACGGCUCCUUUCCGAAGCUCCAGGAAGGUGCCCGAUGAGGUGGAUGUCUUUAGCAAAGCUCCUUUUAUCUGUAAGGGCAACAUGGCUCUACGACAUCCAGAGGAAGCAGAUGUGUUCCUGAGAGCGCCUUUCACUAAGAAGAAAAGCAUGGAAGAGUUGACUUCCCAUAAGGAGCCAUUCACUCCGCCUGUUUUCCUGAGUCAAGGAGGCGAUGGCCGAGCUCAGCCGAUGUUCCCGUGCCUGGAUUCGGCAGCACAUGGGUCUGUGGCCUCGGUGAGAGCUCCGUAUCCUUCUGCUGGAUUUGCUCAGCCAGGCAAUCUCCAUCCCUGCUCUGUCAGAGCCAUGGAGGCCCAGGAGAGCGUCCCUGCUAAAGCAGUGCUGCCGGAGCAGGGCGAUGUGGCUGGCGAGAGGAGCCACGGCCACGCGCCGCCCCCGGACGCCGCGCUGGGCACCGUGGCCACCAAGCCUUUCCGUCCGCAGUCCCUGUCCAAGUAUUCCCGGCACUACAGUCCUGAGGAUGGGCUGGGCCUCGAGGCCAAGCCCAUCGCUGCUUACAAAGUGGUGUCUCAGACCAACAGACAGGCCAUAGCGGGCUCUGUCUCUGUUGUCCCGCUGUCUUCCAGGACUACAGAGCUGCCCAGCGCGGAUCCCUUCGCCUCGGCGCCCUUCCCUUCCAAAGCAGCAAAGCAGAAGCCUUAACGUGCCAGGAGCUGGGGGCUGUGCUCCUGCAGGACCACCUCGUGCAGGACCUCAAACCUCUUAGCUGAACUGAAUGACAUAGCAAUAUAUACAUAUAUAUAUAUAUAUAUAUACACAUAUACAUAUAUAUAUAUAAAGUAAUUAUUAUUUUCGGUCAGAACUUUAUUUGCAGUGAUAUAUAGUUGAACCAUUUAAGUUAUGUUCGUCCGAAUGCCUGGCUCUCAGGAUCCUCGUAUCUUUUCCAGUUGCUUCUCACCUUCCUCCUCUUACUGUCUUCCCUCCAUUUAUUUCUUUUUUUAGAUGCUUUUCUCAAACCAGCAGUAUUCCGUAUUUUCUAGUCCUGGGUGGAGAAAUGCACUACAAGAUGAAUUAAAAGGUUUAUUAAUUACAGAGCGAGUCAAGCGGGACUUGCUAAUGCUCUGGAAAGGACAUGAUUUCACAGGUUAAAGCGUUAUUGUGACUUUUGCUCUCAGUGAUAUUCCUGCUGCUCGGCAGCAGUGGCAGCCACAGCUCUAGGUGUACUGGUGGGUGAUGUGCCCAUGGAGCCAGAGCUGUGCCAUGAUGUCUGGUGCCAGUCUGGGCAGUGCUGGUGAGAGCAGAUACAGGGCAGCAGCACAGCUGGACUGGGACAUGUGGCAGUGCUGCUGCCCUGGGACUGGAGGCAGGGAAAAACUCACUGUGAACACAGCGAAGCAAUCAGGCUGUUACUGUUGCUGGAAAAUCAAAUGGUCGUGUAAACUAUCAGGCAGAAUUUUCCCUUUUACACAUGUAUUUCCUGUCGGGUCUAUGCCAAAGUGUAGGACCUAUAAAUCUGCUUAUGGUGAAGGAGAGAUGUGUAUUUAUGGUAUUGUCUCAGUUUGAAAAGACAGGUGUCUGCUAGGGAGGGGGCAGUACCUCCCUUGGAAUGGAGAAUUCAAAUCCCCUCCCUCCAAAUUAUUAUAAUUUAGAAAAUUAAAGGGGCUUUCAGGCAGAGGUAUGAGGACAGGAAUAACAGUUCUUUACUAGUGUGUCUAACAAGGCAAGCAAACAACAACUACAGCAUUAAUAAUAAACAGAACCAGGAACCUCGAGGGGCUUUGGUUUCACAGAGCUUGGGGCAGGUUGAUCUCUUGGGACUCGGAGAGCACCAGGCUGGAGCGGUGGAAAAUCCCAGCUGGUGGAUGGGAUGUGUCAGAAGCUCUGUCGGUGGUGGCUGGAGCGGCGGGGAUGUCCUGGCAGGGCAGGGCAGGGCCACAGAGCAGCAGAAAGCCUCCUCAAAGCAGCGCCGAAGGAACAGCGGCGGGGCAGGGCAGGGGGAGGCGAGCUCAGGGUUCCUGGGCACAGGAGCGGAUGGUGCUCGAUUUCCCAGGACCAGAUGGGGAGGUAACAGCAAACUCCUCCUGCAGCGAGCAGCAGCCUGGCCAUUCUCUCUCUGAUGCCCAGAGCAAGAGAGAGAAGGUGCCCCCAGCCCUGUCCUUUACCUGCCCCCAAACCUUGUGUUAUCUCCUUCCCCCCCUCCACAACUAGAGAAACUCUCAAAGACCCAAAGAAAUGCAGCCAGGUGCUACAACUGCUCCCCUCUGGCCCCUUUGUUCUGCUAAAGUACCUACAAGUACCCAGUAGGUAGUUUCCUAGCAACUUAUGGGAAAAUGCUAUAAGUAAAAUAAGAAACAAAUCUAACCCCCAACAAGUAUUAAAAGUAGACUUCAUGGGCAAAUUUCUGAUGUAAACAGCUCCAAAACUGUCCUGGUGUAUCUCAUGUAGUGUGACUCAGCAGAGGCCACAGCCCCAUUAGACUGGUUUAUACUGGCAGAGAGCUUGACUUGAAGUGAAUUCUGCCUAUUGCUUUCCUGUUGGUUAAGAAUGAAAUCCUAAGCAAAACCCAUUUGCUCUCCUUCUGAAAAGGUAUGUUUUCUAUACUGCUUCCAAAGAGCAGGACUGAGGUGACUGAGGCACAGACUCAGCCUGGCAGAAAAACUGAAACGUUUAUUGCAAAAGGCAAAAACUCUUCUAAAGACACAAUAUUCCUCACAUGAUAACUCUCACUAAUCGACACACAUUGCCACUUCUGUAAGACCAAACCAGCAAAUCAAAGGACUUGAUGACAACUUUAGAGCACAAAUACUUGGCUCUGAUGGCAAACUUCCCCACCAGCCAGGGCCAGAGCUUGGCCAGAGCCUAGGCCUUGACUGGGAGGGUUUCCCUAAAAUAUCUUACAAACAAACUUAUUGGUAAUCAAUGGUAACAUGAACAACCUGCAAACAACCAAAGGCUAUAAAUAACAUCAGAUAAUUAUCUUACAGCUCAAUCCCUUUAUGAAAACUCCAUGUAUUGGCAUUACAAUAUAAACAACAUAUUCAGAAUCACCAAUCAUUCCAACUGUUUCUUCUGUAAAAAUCUUGAAAGUUACAGCCCAAACCCCAUGAACCAGUCACUCAACAAGCUCCAUUUAUCUUGUCCCUUCAGUUUCCCAAGCUGAUGAUGAAGUUGGAGUGACAGACCACCCUUGCAGGUACUCAGUACGGACUGGAAUCUGUAGAAACACAGGAAUAUCCUCGUCCCCAAGUUAUUAACGGAAAGGGGCCUUCCUAUUUUCCCCUUUUAAGAUUCUUAACAAGUACUUGAGCAUUUUCUAGGUGAGUUUGCAAUCCACUGAAAUGGCAUUGGACCGGGGUUAGGUCAUUCUGAAUGCGAUUCAAAAAUUUAAGAUACAUGUAAGGCUUUUUGCAGUCUUUCAUGGGGGCCCAUCCCUGGAC